Aureococcus anophagefferens is the source of this 216-nucleotide messenger RNA. RefSeq lists its product as hypothetical. The transcript has a single exon. Gene Ontology annotation, molecular function: RNA binding. NCBI's taxonomy places the organism in Eukaryota, Pelagophyceae, Pelagomonadales, Pelagomonadaceae. The annotation marks the transcript as partial. The record is from RefSeq and is a predicted model, not a curated record.
AAGUCCGUCUUCUGCACGAACCUGUCCUGGUCCAUCGACGACGCGGCGCUGACGAGCCACUUCGCGUCCGCGGGCACGGUGACGUCCAUCAAGUGGAUCGAGGACCGCGACACGGGCCGCUUCAAGGGCAUGGGCGUCGCCGAGUUCGAGACCGCCGCGCAGGCCCUCAAGGCCGUCGAGGCGUGCAACGAGACGGAAGUCGCGGGCCGCACCAUG